Molecule: messenger RNA, 6624 nt
Organism: Leucoraja erinaceus (little skate)
Lineage: Eukaryota; Metazoa; Chordata; Chondrichthyes; Rajiformes; Rajidae
Product: chloride intracellular channel protein 5-like
Exons: 6
Coding region: 1612-2367 (251 amino acids)
Source: RefSeq, a predicted model, not a curated record
GUGUAGGGGAUUGAGGGGCGACCUUAUUGAGCUGUAUAAGAUCAUGAGGGGAUGGAUAAAGUGAAUGCUCAGUUUUUUCCCCCAAGGGUAGAUAAUUCUAAACCUACAGGGUAUAGACUUGAGGUGAGACGGGAAAGAUUUAAGAGGGACAUCGCAAGCUAUUUCUUCACUUGGGCUGCAGUCGGUAUCUGGAAAUAGUUGCCAGAGAAAGCUAUAGACCUGGAUACAAUUAUGAUUUCUAAAAUACAUUUGGACAUAUAUGUAUGGAUAUGAAGGGUUUAGAGGGAUAUGGGCCAAUUGCAGGCAAAUUGGAUUAGCCAGAAUGCCAAUUUAGUCGGCAUGCACAGAGUGGGUCGAAAGUCCUUUAUCGGUACUGUGUAACUUUGUUACAUGCUCAAACACUUUCGCAUACCUAACUUUCUUGCCAGAUUCAUUAGAUGCUAACCUAACAAAAUCCAAUCUGGUGAAUAAUCUGGCAUUUCGUUGUCUCUGUACUGUACACUGACAAUGACAAUUAAAGUUGAACCUGAAUCUGAAGAACAGAACCUGGCACAGUACAACUCGAGAACAGGCCUUCUGCCCACCAUAUCUGUGCCGAACAUGAUGGCAAGCAUGCAUAAAGCAAAUUUCAUAUGGGGUAUGUAUUUAUGACUGGUGGUACAAAUCAGCAGAGCACAUAUAUUUUUAUGUGAUAGUGACAAGUCUGGAGCCACUUACAAACUUAGGCUUAACCUUGCAUCAUCAGUGUGUAUCUGCUUUAUGCUAUUGGGGUAAAGAUUAUAUUUAGGAAUGAGGCACCAUAUCUCGGGGAUUGGAUGCCCUUAAAAAGAAUAGUUCCUAUAAAUUUAAAAGUAGAAACAUCAGCAGAAUCUGAAUACUGCUGAAUCUGUAUGUUUUAUUUGUGCCUUUCAGAUGUAAAAUAGACACUAUGCAUUACAGCUUUCUACCCACCAAUUUAUUGACAGCAAUGUCUGAUAAUUAUUUUUUUGUGAUUUCACAGGCUGGUUUCUUCUCUGUAGUGAUUAAUAUACAUAUAGGUGUACGGCUGACAAAACCACCCUGCUCACUGACUGCUCGCUAGUUCCCAUCAAUGAAAGCGUCAGGGUGUCUAAAUGUAUGUUUACAUAGAAUAAACUUGGUGUUUGACGUUGUGGCAGCAUUAAUCAUUUAGAUAAAAGCAGCUUUCUAUGUGAGAUUGGUUGAAAAUAAAUAAAAGGAGAUGAGUGGUUGCUGACAGCAGCUAGCUCCACCCUCUGUGUGUAACCCAGCCUCUUUCCACUUGGUGCUAUUUUUGGCUGCUUUGCUGUCUCACUUACAAAACGUACAAUUGAUAGAAGUUGUCGGAGAGGAGCUUUGCAUGAAAUGGGAAGAUAUUGUCAUUACUUGUAGGUUUCCCGGCGGACUAGCAAUCCUGUGAAAAGCGUGUUAUACAUUUUGGCCGGUGUUUACUUUGGAUGUCAGGAUCGUGUUGGUAGUAUAGAGUGUGACUAGAUGGUGUUUCGAACUUGCUGGAACUGUCCCGGAGGAGGAAUGUAUGAAGGGCUCCAAGUGGAUUUUUGAAGCUCGGAGGUGAGGAACAACUGCAAUCUGAAGAGCAGGACCCACUUUGACAUGGCAGGCUUGACACCUGUCAAUGGCCUGGACAUGGAUCCUGAAAUAGAACUGUUUGUCAAGGCUGGCAUUGAUGGAGAGAGUAUCGGUAAUUGCCCCUUUUCCCAGCGCCUCUUUAUGAUUCUCUGGCUGAAAGGUGUUGUGUUCAACGUCACGACAGUGGACGUGAAGAGGAAACCAGCUGAUCUACAUAACCUAGCCCCUGGUACUCACCCUCCAUUCCUGACCUUUAAUGGAGAGGUUAAGACUGAUGUCAAUAAAAUUGAAGAAUUCUUGGAGGAGACCUUGUGUCCACCAAAGUAUCCCAAGCUUGCUGCUAAGGAACAUAACUCUAAUACGGCUGGAAUUGACAUCUUUGCAAAGUUUUCAGCAUUCAUUAAAAACACAAGGCUUAAUGCUAAUGACGGUCUUGCACGAAAUCUGAUCAAAGCCUUGAAGAUGUUGAAUGAAUACUUGAAUUCUCCAUUGCCUGAAGAGAUUGAUGCUGACAGUGUUGAUGAAGUGACUGUGUCUCGUCGCAAAUUCCUUGAUGGUGAUGAACUAACAUUGGCUGAUUGUAAUCUUCUACCCAAGCUGCAUAUCAUGAAGGUUGUGGCAAAGAAAUAUCGAAACUUUGAGAUCCCGACGGAAAUGACUGGAGUCUGGCGAUACCUGAAUAUUGCCUAUGCUAGGGAUGAGUUCACCAACACAUGCGCUGCAGACAGUGAAAUUGAAGCUGCUUAUGCAGAUGUGGCAAGACGGCUUUCAAAAUCCUAAAUCAGUGAGGAGUCAUUGCAAAUCGGCACUAAUGACCCAAGACUCUUUUUAUUUGCCUUGCUUUUUAAACCUAUAGCAUUUCAGCUGUGUUCAUUUUAGUUGGUUUUAUGCUUGUAAAUAAGAAAUGCAUCUGAUUACUAUGGAUAUUUUUUUCCCUGUAUUAAUCAAAGCCCAAUGUUUUUUUUGUUUUGUUUGGAGUAUAUUGCUUUUCAUUAGAAUUGUAUGUGACCUAAUAAGAACUUCAAAUGAGUGGAUUUGUUCCAAAACUAGAAUCGUCUUUCUUUUGGGAUUUCACAAGUGCUGCAAGUUGUAUCAAUAUUCCCAGCCACAGUGAUUCCAUUUCAUUUCCCUCCAACACAAGAAUUAUUGAGUUUGAACCAUAAAACUCAGCUUGUUGGUCAUUUGUGAAGGCUGGUUGAGGAACUGAAUUAGAUUCACAGGGGACUGACUGUCUUUCCUCAGUUGCCCAUACUAAUCUCAAGCAGUUCAACUUCAAGCUAGCAGUGUUAAAGUUCAAUUACUUUGCGCCCAACUGAUUGUAACUUUCUUUUGUGAUAGCCUAGACGUCAAUCAGAAUAUCAUAAAUUCUUGCAUUGUAGUACUUUAAUUGUAUCUGAGAGCCAAUCAAUCUCAAAUCAGAUAUGAACACACAAGAAGAGAUUCUUGAACACCAAACUAAUCAGUUAUACUUUUGUACGCAGUUACUGUUUCAUAAGGGAUGGUAUACUUGAUCUACAUUGUCAAUAAUAUUAUAGGAUGAUGGUUUCUCGUAUAAAGGUGUCUCAUUGACUUUUAUUUUUGUUCUCUGUUUUGUUAUUUUUUUAAUCUUUUGACUUUUAACCAUGUAGUUAAAAUAAAAUGAGGACUGACUUUACUUCAAAUAAAGUAAACUCAUGAACUCACAGAACCCCUUUAUUAACAAAAGUUGAUUUUCAGACAAUGUCCAAGGAAAGUGUUUUGCAAAGGAAAAAUAAUACUUUGCAUAAUUUAUUUUAAGAAUUUGAGAUCCUGUGAAAAUAAUUUGAAUGAGAAAUGUUUUGCAGGUAAAAUUAUGCAGAACUGUGAUCUAAAUUUAUGAAUUCUCAUUGUGUAUAGUAUUAAUAUUUAAUGUGAUUUACUGUGUGACAUUUUUGUCCAUAAUUUUACUGGAGCAGAAAAACUGCUGUAAUCCACAGCAGGCAUCAUCCCAAUUUUUCUUAUCAUUGACUGUCAGUUGCAUCACAGCCCCUUAUGACAUUGAAAGGGUGGCACUGAAAUGUGCAAAUACUAAAUUUCAAAAGUGUGGCAGGUUAUCUUAUCACAUUUAUCAGGAGGGAUUCAAGCAGCUGGUUCGGAUUGAUUUUAAAAUAUGAAGUUAUAGUAAGCAAAUGAAAAUUAACACAAUAUAGAUACUAUAAUGUAUCACUGCACUACAGUACUUUAGGUAAUGAAAAUAUGCCCCAAAGGAACUCGCAAAUCGCCACCAAAUAAAAUUGAGAAGUGGAAUAAAAAUUCACACUAGCCGAAUUUAUGUGAGGGGGGAAAAAAACUAAAGAAACAACAAUUUUCAUUAAGGAUCUGUUAUGGAAAUUUGCAAUAUAGCUAGUUUUCUGGGGGGAUACUGCAAAUCUGUUGAAUGAAAUGAAGAAGCAUCUUGCUCAUAAGAAAGGUAAAACACAAAUGGUUAAAUUGCGCCCUCUGGUGUUGCUUCUGAAAAUUGACAAAAGUUUUUGUGUAAUAUAGAAACAUAAAAAAUAGUUGCAGGAGUAGGCCAUUCGGCCCUUCAAGCCUGCACCGCCAUUCAAUAUGAUCAUGGCUGAUCAUCCAAACACAGUAACCCGUUCCUGCUUUCUCCCAAUAUCCCUUGAAUAUUGAAUCAAAUGGUGCUUGUUAAUUUAACUUCCCUUUGAUUGUUUACAUUCUUUUAACCUUACCAGGAUGAAGUAUUGAAAUUGUGAGCUGCAUAGAAAGGGAAAAUGUAUCUAACUCCUGGUAGGCUGGCCUAGCGACACUUUUUUCACAUUAAGCGUAAAUUAGUGAAUUCGCUGUCACGAUGGGUACCAUGAGUCGGCAAGCAGAGAGUUUAGAUUUUGAUUCGCUUUACCCCCCCCCCCCACACAUGGGGACAUUGACAGUUAAUGAGUUGGCAGCUGUUAUCAAGUCAUCCAGUGGCCCAUUUUUGGUUAGUUCAAUAGAUGGGGAUAAUGAAGAUUAGCACAAGUAUACUUUGCCCCUUGCAAAUUCUUCCUGAUAUUAGCAGAGUACAGAAUUUGGUAUAAUGUAGGGAGGGAAUUAAACUCUAUUUUACUGUGUGUUGUCAAAUAUACAAAUAUUGUACCAGCCAUUUUAUAUUUGCAUUAUUUUAAUUGCUUCCUGAAAGAACUAAGAUAGGCAUGAGACAUGAUUAAUCAGCUCAAGUUAAAUUUCUUUCUUUUUUGAAACAUGCAUGUAAAUUUUUCUAUUAUUUAAUAAAUUUGUUUUAUUUCCAUAAAUUAGUAGGCGAAUUCCUCUGAGAACUAAUUUCAUUAAUCACUCGGUGUUGUAUUUUUGCUAGACACUUUUAGAAAAAAAUGUUUUUUUCAGGUAAUAUUGAGCUGUCACCAAAUAAAGGUUAGAGGGAACUAUUUGGAGGUUUUCCUGUUUGCAUUAGCUGGGAUUCUUGUGUUAUUUGGGAAUACACAGAAGGGUAACAGUAAGAAAGGCUGGUGAGAGGCACCAAAUACAAGGCUGGAAUUUCAUAAAUCAAAUUCCUUCCUGAAUCGCCCUCCCCCCCCACAAAGAUGUCUGCCUGCAAAAUCAGCCGAAUGACUUGAGGCCAUCUCCCUUGUAAACCUGCAGGAUGCUUCCUUCCCAGGGAUAUAGCAAGUUAGCAACACCAUUAGAAGUGUUUGAAGUGAGCAUUUCAUUAUAUUACUUUGGGUGGCCUCAACCUCUAUGUUAACAGCUACUGAAACAAGAGGGAAUGCUGCUCGUGUAUAAUCAAAACUGGCAAUAUCAUUACAAAUCUUAGAAAUAAAUACAAAUCUAUUUAAUAUUAUCUAAUUGUUCAGUAACCCAACAAUGAAGUGUAUAACAUGAAACAAAUCUAUCUUUCACUUUCAUGUGCUUUAUGUACAUACAGCACCAUCUAUUUGUAGGCAGGUGUUGUAAACAUUGAAAACUUAACGGUCCACUGUUUUUGUCAUAACACCAACUGGAGAGCAGACAACCCUGGUGAUGGGAAAUGCCAUUUAUUUGACUGCCAUCUUUCGUUGAUAAUUAAUGUAGUUUCAGCAGGUUGAUUGCCAAGACUGAGAACUGAUUGUGAGUAUUUCUCUUUGAAGGGUAAAGAAAGAAUUGGGAGAUUUUAAAAUUGUGAACGGUCUUGGUGGAGGAAAAGGAGUUUCCUCUGGUUGGGGAGUUGGCCAAGAUCAUUAGGUUAAAAAUUGCUACCAAGAAAGUGAGUAGAAAAAUUAGGAGAAAUGUCUGAACAAUGGGAAUUGUUCAGGAUGUGAAUGUUUGCCACAGAAAGCAAUUGUAAAUAUUGUAAGGUCCAAAAUGGAGAAGUAGGAUUAAUGGGGUGCGAGUGGGGAACAAGAUCAGUUUUGGGGUUAUUCAAGUAAAGACUAUAAGGGAUUCAUUGGUUGCCUGUUAUAGUAAAUUUAUAUGGUUCAUCAAUUUGUCAGCUGUAAAAGGUUUACCUGUCCCUGUCACUGCUUUGUCCUGUGCAACUCCCAUGUGAAGCACAAACUAUAGGUUUAUCUUUACAGUGUAUUGACACUAAAAACAAACAGUUUAGUUUUAGAAUAAAAAUCAGAAAUGGCCACUCAAAUUUAGUUAGCUACAAAACUGAUGAAGUGAAACUUUGCAUUGGGGGCUAAGUGUGUAAACUCAUUUUAAUUUACUUAGAGUUAAGUGAUGCAAUCAAGACAUGAUGAAGGCCUUUUUCAUUUCUCGUUGAUUACAUAAUUAGUACUUUUCAUAUCUGGAAAUUUUAAGUGAUUAUAAAUUAUGACUUGUCAUUUUACAGCAGAACACAGACUAUCAAAAGUUUCCCAUUGUUAGUUUGAGAUGUGUACAAGUGUUUUAUGUACAAGUGUAUGGCUUUGUAGGCUGUUUGAGAAUCUGAACACCGAAUGUACAAUGACGAAACCACUGGAUAAAGCUAGAUGCUGAAGUGAUUUAAUUUUUUGCUCUGAUUAUUUGCACUGGUUAGAUAAUUGUGCCGCAGUCUUGACUGGCAGCUGCUAAAGAAAUAAAAUUGUAUAUUUUCACAUUUAAUUGAAAUUGUUGUCUUUG